Molecule: messenger RNA, 1170 nt
Organism: Colletotrichum scovillei
Lineage: Eukaryota; Fungi; Ascomycota; Sordariomycetes; Glomerellales; Glomerellaceae
Exons: 2
Coding region: 1-1170 (389 amino acids)
Source: RefSeq, a predicted model, not a curated record
AUGAUGAUGGAUGACUCCAACGCCGAUCGAGGCAAUCGCGCGUCUCUGCGUGAACAGCUUGCCUUCUUAGCAUUGACGAAUGCAAUCGAUAACUGGAACUCUCAGUGUCCCGGGCUCGCUACUCAGCUGCUGAACGACAGUGAUCAACGCCUCAUAUCCGAAUGCUACAAGGCUCACUUGAUGCCGACGGCGCGUUCCUUUUGGUGGAAUGGAGAGAACGCCAACAUAGCCACGUCUAUACUUCUCCCUGAGAUGUAUCCUCUGCUCGAGGACAAUUAUUGGAAGCGUAGCAGAUUAAAGGCUACCGACAUUCUCAGAACCUGGCGUAAAGACGCUGCCAGCCUCUUACCAUUUGACGAUGUCGAGGACGAAGAGCUUCAAAACACACUUGUUGAAGAAAGAGAGGAAGACUCUGUCGAAGAGGACAGAGACGUCCGAAGUCUUUCCCGCUCCCUACAGCAGUGUGGAAUGAACGACCGACACGAUACAGAAGAAGACACUGGAGACGUCAUUUUCGUUACAGAAGGACCCGCGCCAAGUAAGAAGAGAAGGGCGGAGAGUCCGUUGAGCCCAGUCAUCACACCGAAGAGAGCGAAGCAUCAUCAAUCUGUCGUCAAGUCCGUUCACGACGUCGAGAGCUCCGACGACGACAUCAUUGUACGCCGCCGACGGCCCCUUGCGAGGUCUGCAGGUCUUCCUAGAGUAUGGCCCGCUGGCACGCUCAUCACACCUCCUCAAAGCGACGGAUCUUCACCCACGAUCUUAAUCGACUCUGAGAGCGACGACCAAGAACCCCUCACGACAAGCAGACGUCGUGUUACCUCGACUGACUCGGACAGCGAUGAUCAAGAACCACUUUCGAUGGGAAGACGUCGAGGCCGUCGUCUUUUCAAACGCAAGCAAUCGCCCAAGCCUUGGAUGGAGCGUCCGUCGCCACUCGGUCUCUCUCCCAUCCGAACCGUCGCGACUACCGAGCCAGUCGAAGCGCCCGAGGAGAAACACAACUGUGUUGCGGCCCUCGAGGACCUUUUUGAUUCCGUCGAUAGAUCCCGUGAUCAGUUCACGGGAGAGGAGUGGGAGCAGGCGGAUCGUCAACUGAAAGAGAUGGGGAAGCGGAUGAAGAGAAUGAGCAAGAUGGCCAAGACUAAGAGAAUGGAAAGAAGUCCUUAG